Molecule: messenger RNA, 894 nt
Organism: Macrosiphum euphorbiae (potato aphid)
Lineage: Eukaryota; Metazoa; Arthropoda; Insecta; Hemiptera; Aphididae
Source: the annotation of a GenBank genome assembly
AUGACUGAACUAACGUCCUUAAUACUUAUCAGCUGUUAUGAGUUGUCUUUUAUUGGAAGAUUCAUAUGUAAAAUUUGGCGCAUAUUUUUCGAUAAUUCACUGUCAACUGUAUUGACUACACUCGAAACAGUUCACGAGAAAUUGAUACGCUUGAAUGUGGACGGGCUGAAGAAAAUAAAAAAUAUUAAUUGGAUUUCUAUAGUUAUAAUUAUUGUAAAUAUUAUGGUAAUUAUUAUAAGUUCAACAAUAUGGAUAAUAAUGCAGAAACAUAUGCUGGAUAUAAUAGAUAUGGUCAUAAUUGUGGUUUUAAAUAUAUGCCAAUGCUUUUGUUUUUGUGAAUAUAUACUGCUAAUAUCAUACAUGAAGUGGAUGAUCUACAUAAUAAAUGAACAAAUUCCGGAAAGAAAAUCGUGCUUAAGUACGUUCAGAGAUAUGUAUUUGGAAGUUAUAGAAUGCUUACACCAAGUCAAUAGAUCAAUAUAUGGUGUGCCGGCCAUUGUUGGUUUUAUUGGAGCAAAUGUCGCUGAAAUCAUAUUUACCAUAUACGGAUAUUUAUUAUUCCCUAGAGACUAUAUCAAUGAUCCUUAUUUGGUAAUUUCUUUCAUAUGGUUGUUGAUGAGAACAGUCAAUGUUAUAGUCUUAUACAAGAUUGGUGACGCCACCGAAAAAGAGGUAAAUCGGAUGAGUCUUGCCUUACAUCAACGAUCCUUAAUAGAAAAGAACCCUAGAAUUAAACGUCAGAUCAAGUGUUUUUUUCUUAGAAGAUUACACGAACACUUUCAUUUCGAGCUGUAUGGAAUGUGUCAUGUUAACAUAAGACAACUGUUUAGUUUAUCAAACAUAGCGAUUGGUUAUUUAGUAAUUCAAGUUUUGUUCAAAUUGAAUAAAUUAUGA